This is a messenger RNA of Contarinia nasturtii (swede midge), 1123 nucleotides long. RefSeq names its product sialin-like. The record is from RefSeq and is a predicted model, not a curated record. Gene Ontology annotation, biological process: transmembrane transport; monoatomic anion transport. The transcript has 4 exons. Gene Ontology annotation, molecular function: transmembrane transporter activity. NCBI's taxonomy places the organism in Eukaryota, Metazoa, Arthropoda, Insecta, Diptera, Cecidomyiidae. The annotation marks the transcript as partial.
GGGGGCAUUAUUUCAUUAAAUUUUGCCGGAUUUUUAAUAUAUUACACCGGUCGAUGGGAUUAUGUGUUCUAUUCAUUUGCAAUAUUCGCGACAAUAAAUUGGACUUUGUUUGCUUUAUUAUGUUACGACAAUCCACGAGAUCACCCGUUCAUCGGCAACGAGGAGAAGAACUUUCUUGAAGAAAAAAUAAAUUAUUUGGAGAAAGAUCGGAAAGAUAAAUUGUCUACACCAUGGAUCAAAAUAUUUACCAGUAAACCAAUGAUUGCACAUAUAAUCCACGCAUCAGUUUGCGCUUGGAUGUUCAAUAUAAACAAUGCCAAUUUACCAAAAUAUAUGAAUGACGUGCUGCACAUUUCCAUAACAAAAAACGCCAUCACGUCGUCCGUUCCCAAAGUGGCGAAACUUAUCAUUGCGCUUUUUGCCGGUUUUUUGUCAGAUUGGAUGCUUGAGAAAAAAGGCAUUAGUAUCACCAAAAUUCGGAAAAUAUUCGUCGUAUUGUCCUCAGCAUUUCCCGUAUGUUUUCUGAUGUGUGCAUCAUACGCUGGUUGUGGGGAGCUAAUUGUGUUGACGUUUUUUGUGCUUUCGACGGGUUUCGCUGGAUUUAGUUCAGCUGGAAUAGGUAAUAACUUAUUGGAUUUGGCACCUAAUUAUAUUGGACCAUUAGCUGGUUUCGUGGAAACAAUUUCAAAAACAACAUCAAUAUUUUCAACCUAUGCUGUUGCUCUUUUGACUCCACAUGCUUAUCUAUCGGAAUGGCGAACUGUGUUCUGGAUAACAUUUUCAGCAAAAAUAUUGGGAAUGACAAUUUUCAUUGUUUGGGGUUCAGGUGAGAUUCAACCAUGGAACAAUGUUCAAGGUGAAGGCUCAAAAGUUGAUUCGAAAACAAUAAAAGUGCAUUCGGGAUGUUCCGAAAUAUGUGAUAUGUCGUGUAAGUUGUGCAAAGCUCGAAUGCCGCUUUUAAAUGCGGAGACAAACUUUAAUCCAACAGUUUUUACAAGUGCUGAAAAAUAAGACGAUAUUCUCAGCAGGCGAGUAACCACCCACUAUGGAAAAAGUCUAUUUGUUCUUAAAAUAUUAUUUGUAUAGGUUCAUUUUUUAUAAUAAAAGUGAAAAUACAAUUAAC